GCUCCUACAUUCGAAGAUGCCACGCUACGGGAAAAUCGUUGUCAUUAAAAGGAAUGGGACCGAUGGAAUUGUUUUUCCACUCACCUCAACUUCGUGUUUAUUUGGAAGGAAAACAGAAUGCGACAUCCGCAUGCGGCUGCCCUGGGUGUCCAACGAGCACUGCAAAAUCGAGAUCAACGAGAACAAGGAGGCAGUCCUGACCAACCUGAGCACGGUGAACCCCACGCAGCUGAACGGGGCUUGCCUGGAGCAGCCCGUUUCCCUGAAGCACGGAGAUGUGUUAACCAUCAUCGACCGCUCCUUCAGGUUUGAAUAUCCUCUGCAAUCAACUCCGAAAAAGAGGCGUUCCAGGUCUCCAAAAGAUGAAACUCUGCAGGUUCUUCAUGUUCAGCAGGUGGCAGAAGUGGAAUUAUUACACAAACAAACUUCAGGAGUUAAAAGUCUUGAUGCUUCAGAUAAUGCUGAGUGUGAAGAAAAGAAUGCCAAUAAAAAUAAACAAACUCCAGGGAAAAAUCUUCCUGGAGCUUUUCCCAUCAAACUCCAAACACCCAAAUCUUCACAGAGAAUACAUCAUGUUCUUAAAAAGCAAAAUGAAAUGUCUCCCUUUAGUAAGCUCUAUGAAAAUCUGAAAAACGAGCUGAAAGUGGAAAAACCUCUGCCCAGGGGAUCUCCCUCUCGGCAGGCUGCAAAAGGAGACCCUGGGAGUGUCCUGCCAGAACCAGGUGCUCCCAUUCCAGCCCCGAGUGUUCCUUUUGAUCUGGGCAGCCCAGCUGAAGGAAAGGAGACAGGCAGGGUGCAGGGAAAUCUUGAGGAGUGUAUAAUUGUGAGAUGUGACAGAGACAGCCCAGGGUUUAACCAGCUGUCAGCAGCUGCAGGGAGAACUCCCAGGAGCAGUUUUGCCAGGAGUCCUCAAACUCCCACUGCAAAGGAGGGGUCAGGAGAUGCCAGUCAGGGUCCAUUGCAGGAUCCUAAGGAAUUGAGGACACCAGGCAGAUCCAAAGGCACUGCAGGUACACCCAAACCCAGCAAGGAGAGCCACAGGGAUUCCCUGUUCCUGCUGGAGCAGUGCUCCAUAGAAAGGCUGGGCUGUCCAGUUCAGGGGACAGUGUGCAGCCCCAGCACCCCCAGUGCUGCCGAGGGAGGCCAGCGUGCACUGAGCACACCCACGCCCAGGAGGAAGAGCCCUCGCUCUCUUCUCGUGUCACCUCCCAAGGAAACCACUGGAAGGAAUCCUGGAAAUCCCCAUACUCCGAGGACCCCACAGCGUGGGUCACUCAAACUGAAGUCACUUCCAGAAACCCCAGCUGCAGCUCCAGGGGAGGAUCCAGCGUGCAGAAUCGAUACCACAGAACUGCCUUUGCCAGAUGACAAAUGCUUAAAGCAAAGACAGAACAGCAAACAACAAACACCAGGAAAACCUGUCCAAGAAGUGCUGAAGGAAAUCCAGGAUCAGGCAAACCUGGAUAACUCAAAGAUGGGACAUUGUGAAAGCCCUGCCUCUCCCUCUAAUUCCAAGAGUCCCAGAAGAAACAGCAGGGAAAGUAAAGAACUCUUGAACAAAAGUGCCCAUUCAGAGGCGCUGGCUUCGGAAGGGAUGUUGGCAUCUCCUGCUGGUCAGACACCUGGAAGGAAGAGGGGAAGGCCAAGGACCUCUGGAGUGCUGGCUGAAACAGCACUGGAGGCAAACACUGCUCAGGAACAUCACAGUUCAGGCAGAAAGGCCAGUGGAACUCCAGCAGAGCUGGCCACGGACAGCUGUCACCAAAACCAGGAGUUGGAAGAUGCCAGUGCUGCAAGACCAUCGGCCAAGAGAAGAUCUGGAAGUGCUGCUGAGCUGAGGGACACUGAGCCUGCCUCAGAAACCAAAACUUUGGGCCUCUUGCAUGGAGAAGACUCAGGCAAGACAAAAAGAAUCUCUCCGAAGAGGAAAAGUGGUGAAAUGCUCCCUCAGACUCUGGGCAAAAGGAAGAGAGUGUCUUUUGGUGGUCACCUGAGUCCAGAACUCUUUGAUAAGAGUUUGCCUCCCAACUCUCCCCUGAAGAGAGGAGCUCUCCCUGCCAGAAGGAGUUUGCCCAAUGGAAGCUCUCCUCGGGCUGUGCUCAAGAAGGCUCAGAGCUUGAAGCACUUGAUAAAUCAGGAAGAAAAAAGGUCACCCAAGAAUUCCCCAGGUGCCUCCUCCCCUGUCUCAGGGCAGGCAGCAGCCCAAACCCCUGCAGGCUCUCCAGCCCCGUUCAGGAGGGGGCGUUUCUCCAUCUCCAGGCCCCCCACACCAUUCCCCAUUGCAGAGGAGACAGAUGCUGCCACAGCAGACACGGCUCCAGAGGGGACAAGUGAUGCCCAGGGGAAAACACCAGAAUCUCCUGCUGCCCAAGAUGCCACAGCCUUGGUGACAGUGACACCUGCCAGGGCAGCCAGGGGUGCCCAGCUGGGUUUGAGGGCCGUGAAGAGCAGAGGUGGGGCCAUGGCUGUUAUCAGUGCCAAGAGGAGAAGUGGUGCCUCCAGUGCCAAUUUAUUAGUUGCCAAAUCUUGGGCAGAAGUGGUAAAAUCGGGAGUUGCAAGACCACAGCCAAAGACUGCUAGAAAAAGUAUCCGUAAAGGAAGAGCCCUGAAGAGGAUAAACCACCCACCAAAGACUCCAGAGAAGAAGAUAAAGGAUCACUUCAGCACAGGUCAUGCAGAGUCACCUGCGACCAUAGUUGUGGGUAGAGCUUAUUCCACCACAGUCAGGUCAGCUGGACACGUCCCCAGAGUGGUAAAAAAUCCCAAGCUGAAGCUGAACAUGGAUAUGGAUGAAAGCUUCACAGGAGUGCCUGAAAUGUUCCAAACUCCAGAAAAUCAGGGAGGAGGAACAUUUCCUUUGGCUGCUGCUCAGAAUGCUGAUUUUACACCACCAUGGGCUGCAGGGGACAUUUCUGACUUGCACACUCCUGAGGAAUCUGGAGAGAUGAUGGUGUCACCACUAAAUAAUUCAGAUGCUUCAGAGCAGAAGCAAGAGAGUGCAAGCAUAUUCUGCUUUUUGAGAGAGGAAUCAUCUCCAUCUAUGUUUGAUGAAAUAGCCACAGAAACUCCUGAAAAAAGAAAAGCUGUGCAUGAAGAUAGUGUGGAUAGUUUGGCAAUAAUUCCAGAAAAACCAGCAUCUCUGGUAAAAUCAGGAAGUAAAAGGAGAACUCCAAAGCAGAAGUUGGAGUCAGCUGAGGUCAUGUCAGGCAAAAGGAAGAUUUUAAGGACCCCUGAGCAAAGGUCAGAACCAGGAGAGGCUUUGUCAGGUGUCAAACAUCUCCUGAGGACCCCAAAGCAGAAAUUGGAGCCUGUAGAGGCUUUGUCAAGUGUCAAACAUCUCCUGAGGACCCCAAAGCAGAAAUUGGAGCCUGUAGAGGCUUUGUCAGGUGUCAGACAUCUCCUGAGGACCCCAAAGCAGAAAUUGGAGCCUGUAGAAGCUUUGUCAGGUGUCAAACAUCUCCUGAGGACCCCAAAGCAGAAAUUGGAGCCUGUAGAAGCUUUGUCAGGUGUCAAACAUCUCCUGAAGACCCCAAAGCAGAAAUUGGAGCCUGUAGAAGCUUUGUCAGGUGUCAAACAUCUCCUGAAGACCCCAAAGCAGAAAUUGGAGCCUGUAGAGGCUUUGUCAGGUGUCAAACAUCUCCUGAGGACCCCAAAGCAGAAAUUGGAGCCUGUAGAAGCUUUGUCAGGCGUCAAACAUCUCCUGAGGACCCCAAAGCAGAAAUUGGAGCCUGUAGAGGCUUUGUCAGGUGUCAAACAUCUCCUGAAGACCCCAAAGCAGAAAUUGGAGCCUGUAGAAGCUUUGUCAGGUGUCAGGCAGCUCAUGAGGACCCCACGGCGGAAGGCAGAACCAGUGGAGGACCUGUCUGGCAUCAAGCAGCUCAUGCGGACCCCACAGCAAGAGCUGGAGCCAGUCAUGGAUGAAAUUGCCUUGAGAAGGUUGCUGGAGACUCCAGUAGAGAGCAGGGGAGCAGUAAAAGCUGUGACUUCAACCAAGACAGCCCCAAAGCUGAAAUCCCAGCCCGUGGAAGACAUGGUGGGGAUCAGCCGCAUUUUCCGGACGCCAAAGGAAAAGGUUGAGCCCAUAGAAAGCAUGUUUGGAAUUACCAGAUUAAUGAAGUCUCCUAAGCAGAAAUACCAACCAGUUGAGGAUUUUGUGGGACUGCAAAGGCUCAUGGCAGAACCCAGGCAGAAAUCUGCUGAUUCUGAAGUGGACUAUGUUGGAGUUGCUGAAAUGUUUGGUACCCCAGAGGAAAUGAAGGUCAGAUCAGUAAAUGUUAUGGAUUCUCAGGAAGAAAUUGCACCUCCUGGUUCUAAUUCCAGUCAGAAACAUGAAAAGAAAGGAAAAGUUUCCCAAGGUGAAGAUUCUCAACAGAAGGACUCUGAUGGUGAAGAGCAGCCGACCCAGAGACCCAGAAGGGGCAGACCAAGGAGGGCUGCACCUCCUGCUGCAGCAAAGCCAAGUGAAAAUGUGAGUUUACAGGAACUGCAGAGUCCUGAGACCCAGGAGGAGCUGGGAGUGACCACACCUGAAAACAAGGGAAGAGGAAGGAGGACAAAGCGCUGCAUGCAAGGAGUUGUUCCAAAGUGCCCUGAUCAGGAAGAGCUCAACGUUAUUUCAUCUGUGGAACCACCUGGAGCUGCUCAGAGACCACGAAGAGGUAAAAGGAAGGAGCUGAAGGAGUUAGAACAUCCAAGUGAAAACCUCGAGUCUUGUGUUGAAGAUUCCUCAGUUCCACAAAAAGCACCUGCAAAUACCGAACAGAGUUUGCAGGACUGUGGCGUCAGUGAAACUGGAGAUGAUCCAGGCACAAAGCCAGGAGCUGGAAACACUCAGAAUGAAAUUUGUCAGCUGCAAACAGGUUUAAAUGAUCUUGAUAGCAAAGCUAAUGACAGCGGGAUAGAGGACAGUGACGAAGUGCUCCUGUCACCGAGGAGGAGGCGCAGAGGAGCGGAGAACACAGAACCAGUGAUUCCACCAAAAAGAGGGAGACGAGCAAGGAAUGAGCAAGGCAAGGCAGCUUCUCCUGGAGACCUUCGUGGAACAGGAAGAAAGCUUCGUAAAGACUCCUCCCCAAAGGCUACCCAAAGACAGGAACAGGCUUGUGACAAAGCUCCUGAGGCUGUCACAGCACAAGAAUCUGAAAAUGGCACUAAACUUGAACUGAAGGCAACAGAGAGAAGAGUUAAGUCUUUUAGAAGUACUAGAAACAGAAAGCACUCAGCUGAAAUAAAAGCAGACACUCGUGGGGUCACACUUGAAAACACACAAAACAUUCAGAAAACUGAGGAAACAUCAACUGAAACUGAUGCUGAAACACAAUCCCACGUGAAAAAUGAGAUGAAAGGAUCUCAGGGAUGUGAAACAGAAAAUGCUCAGGAAAAAACAACAGAGGCAGCUCUAAGAUUAAAGGCAGAGUCACCUUCUGCAGAGACAAACAAAAUGCCAGUCAGUGCUCAGAGCAUGGAAGCAAACAGGGCUAGAAACAGGAGAGGCAAAAAAGACUCUUUGGAGCAAAAAGCUGAUGAAUUUACUGAAAAUGUGAACAGCCUAAAUCCAGUUACUCCCAAAGUGAAGUCAGAAACAGAUGAAUCUUCUCUCCAGGAUUCCGUGGGCUCUGUUUGUGUCAGUGCAGCCCCAGCCAGGCAGGAGCAGCCCAGCCCAGGUGCCACAUCAGCCCCUGCUGCAGACAGUGCCAGUCCUGCUCAGGGCAGCCAAAGGAGGACCAGAAAUGAACGGGGAAUACUUAGAGCAAAGCAAACUGAAAUCAUCCUGCAGGGGAAUCCAGCACAAAGAAAUGCAGUGAUGUGUAGAAGAGGAAGAGGUAAAAAAGUUAAUUUUCAGCUAGAAGAAGGCAGUUCCAAAGCAGUUGAAGGAAAGAGUUUACCUGAGGGUGAUGAAGGGAUGACUGACAAAGAUAAUCAACAUGAGAAUUCUGAAAAUCCGCCUUCACAGGGAAGGAGGGGCAGGAGAAAGCAACUGGAUUCCAUCCCACAAAAAAUUGCUAGUCCUGCCUUUAUGGAGAAACAAACAUUAAGUGCAGAUGACAGGAAAGAUGAGGCUGUUGUACAAGAGCAAGGAUCAGCUUUGGGAGCUGCUCCCUCUUCAGCAGAGGACAACCCGCCGAGACGGGGGAGGAGGCGCGAGGCAGCAUCACAGACCAGAUCUCCUUCUGUCAGAACGAGACGUGGGCUGCUGGAAGGUGAGGCUAAAAAUGUGGCACAGAGAGAGAGUGAAAAUCCAGCUCUGGGUAAUGAAACUUCACAGGCAAAAGUGAAUGCAUCAGCAGGGAGCAGAAGGAGAAAGAUAGAUCCAGCAGCAGAGGCAAGGAGUUCAACUCCUCCCCGGAGAAAACGUGGCUUGUCAGAAACUAGAGAUGAGGGUGCUCAUGAAGAACAAAGUGUGCCCUUGGAAGCAGUGUCCUGUGCAGAGGAGAAGCCAGCAGGGAGGGGCAGAAGGAAAGAAACUGCUCUGGGAUCACACACAACCAACCCCAUCUCCCUUCGGGGCAAACGUGGUUUGCCAGCAGGUGAUGGAGAAGAAGCUCCCAAAGAAGAGCAGAGUGUUCCCUCAGAAACUUGUGAUCCAUCUGGGAAAGAAAACCAACUGAGGAGAGGCAGGAGGAAGGAAACUGACCCCUCCAUAGAAGCCAAAAGUUCUAUUGAGGGAAACACGGUCCUGUCAAAACAAAGUGGUAGAAAAAAUAACAAUAGGGAAGCUAAACUCAGUUUGGACAAUUCUUCCCAAGAAAAUACGGAUCUUGUAAAAGGGGGCUCGAGGCAAGCAACAACUUCACUGGCUCUUAGUCCCACCUCACUUCAAGGUUUGCCAGAAGAUGGUAAAGACAGAAUUCCUGAAGAACAAAGUAAACUUUCAGAAGGAGCUCCACCUGCAAGAGAAAAUCCGUCAAGAGUGGGCAGGAAGAAAACAACUCCUUCCACUUCUGAAGAAACAAUUUCCACUUCCCUCAGGGGAAAACCCGACCUGCCCAGAGGCAGAGGUCAGAAGAGGAUUCUCAGAGAAAGUGAAGAUACAUCUCCAGAAAAUAAUCCACGCCAGGGAAGAACAAGGCAGUUGAGGAAUAACAGGAGGAAGGUGGAAUUCCAAUUAGAGGCAGCUUCUACUUCUCCCGAUAAAAGCAGUGACUUGCCAGAAAAUGGCAACACUCUGGAAACUCAGGAUUUGAGUGGAGCCUCCACUGGUUCUGAAGAGAGUCAGUCUGGAAAAGGCCAGGAGGGUGACCCUGCUCCACGGGCAGCCCCCAGCUCUCGCAGGAGGAAAUGCCAGCUGCCAGCAGAGGAUGUGGCACCCAAAAAGCUAAAAUCAGGGAAUGAUGAAAAUGGGUCUCUACAAAGAGGAAGAAGAAACAAAACUAAAGUUGGAGAAGAGGAUGCAAGGGCAGCUCAGAGCACUGGAGGGAUGGAGAGGAGGACAAGAUCCAGCACAAGAACAAGGAAAUAGCCUUAAGAGUCCCAGAACCAGUUUUUAAAUCAAUUCAAUAAUUCCUGUUACAGGUUUUUUUAAUGUGAAUUGAUUUGCACUCAGAUUUUAACGUCUGAUUUUUGAUAAUUCUAUGGUUGCUUUACAAAAUCUAUUUUUUAAUGUGUUUACAGAUAGAAGGUAGAUAUUUCUUUAGAAGCUUUGCCAAUGUGUGGUGGGUUCUAAACCAUGGGGUGCUUGUGCAAAGCUGCAAACAUAAAAUAAAUUUUUUAUACCAGUGUUUCUCCUUUUUUUCCUGUUGAUCAGUACAGCAAUCAGGAAGCAAUAUUACUGCCAGCUAAAGCAUUUUCUGCUGAAGUUUUCCUACUUAAGUUUUAUUAUUCGUUGGGAGCUCUGUAAAUAUUCUUUUUUUUGAAAAAAAUAUAGUUGUAUUAGCAGAAGUAUUAUGCUAAAUUUUUGAUAAGCUUUUUUAAAAAGAAAAUUAAGCUUGUCUUGAAAAGUACAGAUUUU
Prinia subflava (tawny-flanked prinia) is the source of this 7948-nucleotide messenger RNA. RefSeq names its product marker of proliferation Ki-67 (gene MKI67). Gene Ontology annotation, biological process: regulation of chromosome segregation; regulation of mitotic nuclear division. Gene Ontology annotation, molecular function: protein binding. The coding region runs from base 17 to 7459 and encodes 2480 amino acids. Gene Ontology annotation, cellular component: chromosome; nucleus. The record is from RefSeq and is a predicted model, not a curated record. The transcript is spliced from 15 exons. Lineage: Eukaryota; Metazoa; Chordata; Aves; Passeriformes; Cisticolidae.